Messenger RNA from Caenorhabditis remanei, 3345 nucleotides. RefSeq lists its product as uncharacterized. Gene Ontology annotation, cellular component: membrane. Gene Ontology annotation, molecular function: polyamine transmembrane transporter activity; ATP hydrolysis activity; ATPase-coupled monoatomic cation transmembrane transporter activity. The record is from RefSeq and is a predicted model, not a curated record. Gene Ontology annotation, biological process: intracellular calcium ion homeostasis; polyamine transmembrane transport. Lineage: Eukaryota; Metazoa; Nematoda; Chromadorea; Rhabditida; Rhabditidae. The transcript has 9 exons. The coding region runs from base 1 to 3345 and encodes 1114 amino acids.
AUGGGCCCUGGCGGCUCUCGCCGUCCAAGAAAUUCGCAGCAUGCGACCGCCUCCUCCGCAUCCGCCGCCUCACGCGAUGGACAACAACAGAAUAAGAACACGGAGCAUGAGUUCGAUAUCGUAGCUUAUCGGACGACACUUUGGAGAACGUUCUUCUUUUACGCCCUCUCUUUCGGAACGUGCGGAAUCUUCCGUCUCAUCCUUCACUGGUGCCCAAAACGACUCAUCCAAUUCCGUGCCAAACGUUGCUCCGUGGAAUGUGCAGAUCUUGUGCUGGUAGUCGACAAUCAUGCCAGACACGACAUUUGCAAAGUUUAUCAUCGAAAUCGUUCUGGAACUGAGCAUACGGUAGUGGCGAAUACCGAUGGAACACUAUCAGAACUCGAAGAUCUCCGUUGGUUCAAGUACCGUAAACUACAGUACACCUGGAUCGAUGGGGAAUGGUCGACUCCGUCACGUGCUUACUCUCAUAUCACUCCUGAAGCAUUGGCUAAAAGUGCACCAUCAUCUGGACUCAAAUCAGAUGACGUUGCACUCAGAAGAACUUAUUUCGGAAUGAAUGUAAUGCCGGUGAAGCUCAGUCCAUUCUACGAACUCGUCUAUAAGGAAGUUCUCUCUCCAUUCUAUAUCUUCCAAAUCAUCAGUGUCUCUGUAUGGUAUGUGGAUGACUAUGUCUGGUAUGCUGCUCUCAUCAUUGUCAUGUCAUUGUACUCCGUUAUAAUGACACUUCGACAAACAAGAUCUCAGCAGAGAAGACUUCAAUCGAUGGUCGUUGAGCAUGAUGAGGUGGAAGUGAUCAGAGAAAAUGGAAGAGUCUGUAAGAUGGACAGUUCGGAGAUUGUGCCGGGCGAUGUUCUGGUAAUCCCUCCACAAGGAUGUAUGAUGUAUUGUGAUUGUGUGCUGAUGAAUGGAACGGUCAUUGUGAAUGAGUCAAUGCUGACUGGAGAGUCAAUUCCGAUUACAAAGAGUGCUAUCGUCGAUGACGGUCACGAAAAGGUGUUCUCCAUGGAGAAACACGGAAAAAAUAUAAUUUUCAACGGAACAAAAGUGCUCCAAACCAAAUAUUACAAGGGACAACAUGUCAAAGCACUGGUCAUCAGAACUGCCUACUCCACAACAAAAGGACAACUGAUUCGAUCAAUUAUGUACCCGAAAGAAGCGGAUUUCAAGUUUUUGACUCAGUUGAUGAAGUUUAUCGCUGUCCUUGCUGGAGUCGCUGCAUUCGGGUUCCUGUACACCUCAUUCAUUCUUUUCUACCGCGGAAGUUCCUUCUUCAAAAUCUUUAUUCGUGCACUUGACCUCGUCACAAUCGUUGUUCCACCAGCUCUUCCGGCCGUCAUGGGAAUCGGAAUAUUCUAUGCUCAACGACGUCUUCGUCAGAAGAGUAUUUACUGCAUAUCACCGACAACUAUCAAUACGUGUGGUGCUAUUGACGUGGUAUGUUUCGACAAAACGGGUACACUAACCGAAGACGGACUCGAUUUCUAUGCGCUACGGGUCGUCGAAAACGCAAAAAUCGGAGAGAAUAUUGUUCAAAUCUCAACAAACGAGACGUGUCAAAACGUGGUUCGAGCAAUUGCCACGUGUCACACGCUAUCUAAAAUCAACCACGAACUUCAUGGAGACCCUCUUGACGUCAUCAUGUUCGAGCAGACUAGAUACUCGUUGGAGGAGGAUGAUUCAGAAUCUCAUGAGUCGAUUGAGUCUAUUCAGCCUAUUCUGAUCCGCCCACCAAAAGACAGCACAUUGUCGGAUUGUCAGAUUGUGAAGCAGUUCACGUUUAGCUCUGGACUACAACGGCAAUCGGUCAUUGUGACAGAUGAAGACUCGAUGAAAGCAUACUGUAAAGGAAGUCCCGAGAUGAUCAUGUCAUUGUGUAGACCUGAAACUGUGCCGGAGAAUUUCCAUGACAUUGUUGAAGAAUACAGUCAACAUGGGUACCGUCUGAUUGCUGUGGCUGAAAAAGAUCUUGUGAUCGGAUCAGAAGUUCAAAAGACUUCCCGACAAUCGAUUGAAUGUGAUCUCACUCUGAUUGGGCUGGUAGCUCUGGAGAAUCGUUUGAAGCCAGUGACAACAGAGGUUAUUCAGAAGUUGAAUGAAGCAAAUAUCCGAAGCGUGAUGGUAACUGGAGACAACCUAUUGACUGCACUAUCUGUUGCUAGAGAAUGUGGAAUAAUAAUUUCAAAGAAGACUGCUUACCUGAUAGAACAUGAAAAUGGAGUAGUGGAUAAGAGAGGAAGAACCAUACUGACAAUCAGAGAGAAGGGAGAACAUCACACUCAAGAGAGACAAUCCAAAAGUGUGGAUCUAUCAAAAAUGAGCAAUGUUGACUGUCAAUUUGCUAUCUCUGGAUCAACAUUCUCCGUGGUAACCCAUGAAUAUCCGGAACUGUUGGAUCAACUUGUUUGCGUGUGUAAUGUAUUCGCUAGAAUGGCUCCGGAACAGAAGCAAUUGCUCGUGGAACAUCUACAAGAAGUGGGACAGACUGUGGCAAUGUGUGGAGACGGAGCAAACGAUUGUGCUGCUUUGAAGGCGGCUCACGCUGGAAUUUCGUUGUCGGAAGCGGAGGCGUCGAUUGCUGCACCGUUUACGUCGAAGGUCGCCGACAUCCGUUGCGUAAUCACAUUGAUAUCCGAAGGCCGUGCAGCUCUCGUCACCUCGUACUCUGCUUUCCUCUGUAUGGCUGGCUACUCGCUCACCCAAUUCAUCUCAAUCCUUCUCCUCUACUGGAUUGCUACCAGCUACUCCCAAAUGCAAUUCCUCUUCAUCGACAUCGCAAUUGUCACAAAUCUCGCAUUCCUCUCAUCCCAAACAAAAGCUCAUAAGGGACUUGCCAGCACUCCACCUCCUACAUCCAUCCUGUCAACCGCUUCAAUGGUAUCACUAUUCGGACAACUGGCUAUUGGAGGAAUGGCGCAGAUUGGAGUGUUCUGCUUGAUUACAAUGCAGGAAUGGUUCAAACCGUUCCAGCCGACACAUCACGACAACGAUGAGGAUAGAAAGAGUUUACAAGGAACCGCCAUCUUCUAUGUUUCCCUAUUCCAUUACAUCGUACUGUACUUUGUUUUCGCUGCGGGACCACCAUACCGUGCUUCCAUCACUUCCAACAAAGCGUUCCUGAUGAGUAUGAUUUGUGUGACUAUUGGAUGCAUUGCUAUCGUUGUAUUCUACUUCACCCCUAUCCAAUACUUCCUCGGAUGUCUCUUCAUUCCACAACAGUUCCGAUUCAUCAUUCUAUGCAUUGCGUUGAUCACUGCAAUUGUGUCAAUCCUCUAUGAUCGAUGUGUUGAUUGGAUUUCUUUAAAAAUUAGUGAAAAAAUUCGCCAAAUGCGGAAGGGCGCUUAA